Messenger RNA from Thalassophryne amazonica, 3252 nucleotides. It is a transcript of the gene mark3a, whose product is annotated as MAP/microtubule affinity-regulating kinase 3a. Gene Ontology annotation, cellular component: cytoplasm; plasma membrane. Lineage: Eukaryota; Metazoa; Chordata; Actinopteri; Batrachoidiformes; Batrachoididae. Gene Ontology annotation, biological process: intracellular signal transduction; protein phosphorylation. Gene Ontology annotation, molecular function: ATP binding; protein serine/threonine kinase activity. The record is from RefSeq and is a predicted model, not a curated record.
GGUGUCCGUGAAGGCAGCAUAAUCCGAGCCAGUCGCCGAGAAGCCAUUUUGGUCCCACCUAGAAUACACAGUCCAGCUUCACUUCGGGUCGUUGGAGAUGGAAGAAAUGGAACCGACGGCGAGUAAUUUAACGAACCAAAUCAUUUGAAGCUCCCCGGUGACAUCUACGGGAAGGCCAGAGACUGUAUCUUGUCGUUAGAAAGACUUUUUUGUGUGAGAAAACCCGGAUCUUUUUUUUUUUUUUUUUUUUAAGCGUCGUUAGCGUUAAUUUAGUUAGCCUCCCAGACUCCAGCCCAAACACAUACACAGGUUUUGUUUGUCCACUUUAAAACCGGGCCCGACAGAACACUAUUUUUUAACACACACAUUGCUAUUUAGUGGGGAUGUAUGUUUCCGGUUUCUUUAAAGUUAAAGGUGUUGUGUUCUAACACGUCCGGUUUGGUUUGAAAAUUGUCACGAUCCAUGUGGAGGCUGUUUAUCUGCACAGAGCUGCAAAGAAAUUCAGUUUGUCGCCUGUCGGAUUGAAGCAGGUGUCGAGGGAAUUCUUUUUUUGGACGUCAUAAAGCGAUUCGGCAGGAACGGGAACAUGUCAACAAAAACUCCUUUACCAAUAGUCAACGAGAAGGUAACGGAAAGUCACACAUCUCACAGCAGUGGUCAUCAAGAGAUCAGCACACGCUCAGGCAGGCCUGGUGUUCGAUCUCGCAGCUCUGACGAACCACAGCAGCCCCAUGUCGGCAAUUACCGCCUGCUCAAAACCAUUGGCAAGGGCAACUUUGCUAAGGUCAAACUGGCACGACACAUCCCCACAGGCAGAGAGGUGGCAAUUAAGAUAAUAGACAAGACACAGCUCAACCCAAACAGCCUUCAGAAGCUCUUCAGAGAAGUUAGAAUAAUGAAGAUUUUGAAUCAUCCCAAUAUAGUGAAGCUCUUUGAAGUGAUUGAGACAGGGAGAACGCUCUACCUAAUAAUGGAGUAUGCCAGCGGAGGAGAGGUCUUUGAUUACCUGGUUGCACAUGGAAGAAUGAAGGAAAAGGAGGCUAGGUCUAAAUUUAGACAGAUUGUAUCAGCAGUGCAGUAUUGCCAUCAGAAGCGCAUAGUUCACAGGGACCUCAAGGCUGAGAAUCUGCUCCUGGAUGGAGACAUGAAUAUUAAGAUAGCAGAUUUUGGUUUCAGCAAUGAGUUCACUGUGGGCAACAAGCUGGAUACAUUCUGUGGUUCCCCACCGUAUGCGGCGCCAGAGCUCUUCCAGGGGAAGAAGUACGACGGCCCGGAAGUGGAUGUUUGGAGUCUAGGCGUUAUACUGUACACACUGGUCAGUGGCUCGCUGCCUUUCGAUGGACAGAACCUCAAGGAGCUGCGGGAGCGAGUACUCAGGGGAAAGUACCGGAUCCCUUUCUACAUGUCCACUGAUUGCGAGAACCUCCUCAAACGCUUCCUGGUGCUCAACCCAGGCAAACGGGGUACUCUUGAGCAAAUUAUGACGGAUCGAUGGAUCAAUUCAGGAUUUGAAGAUGACGAACUCAAGCCGUAUGCUGAACCAGAGCUGGACAUCACGGAUCAGAAGAGAAUAGAUGUGAUGUUGGGGAUUGGCUACAACCUUGACCAGAUCCAGGAUUCUUUGGCCGAGAUGAAAUAUGAUGAGAUCAGCCACCUACCUGUUGCUGGCAGGAAAGCCUCUGAGAUGGAGCCCAGUGAGUCAGCGUCCAGCAGCAACUUGUCUCUGGCCAAGCAAAGACCCAACAGUGAGCUUAACGGCCAGCGCCCUCCCCACCUCAAGUCCAGAAGAAGUGUCUCAUCUAACCACAAGCAGAGAAAUCUGUCCUCUGUAGUUGGUCAGAAUGUACCCCCUGGAAUGACUCACCCCAAAAGGAGUCAAACCACCACAGCAGAGAACAGCGGGAAGGAGGAUGGCGGGCUCCAGUUACGCAAACCAAGCACUCCAGGAACUCGUGGCAUCCCCCCGUCCAGCCCUCUGCUGGGUAACGCAAAUAAUCCAAACAAGGCUGACAUCCCUGACCGCAAGAAAGGUGCAACCACCGGCCCAAGCAAUAUCACUGCAUCAGCGGGAAUGACCAGGAGAAACACCUAUGUUUGCAGUGACAGAAACAACACAGACCGUCUGUCUGUCAUUCCCAAUGGAAAAGAGAAUAGCAGUGCCGCCGUCUCCCCCAGUGGCCAGAGGAAUCCUGUAGCAUCCACCCACAGCAUCACCAAUGCCACUACACCUGACCGACUUCGCUUCCCACGUGGCACUGCCAGCCGCAGCACCUUCCAUGGGGGCCAGCUGAGAGACCGACGCACAGCCACUUACAAUGGUCCACCAGCCUCACCAACCCUUUCCCACGAUGCCACACCCUUCUCCCAGACCCGCAGCCGUGGAACCAGCAACCUUUUCUCCAAACUUACCUCCAAACUUACCCGCAGAAACAUGUCAUUCAGGUUUGCCAAAAGAGUCUCAUCCGAGUUUGAAAGAAACGGGAGACUUGAGGGCUCAAGUCGCCAUGUACCUGGGGAUCAAAAAGGGGAAAAUAAAGACGGUAAACCCCGCUCCCUCAGAUUCACUUGGAAUAUGAGGACCACCAGCUCCAUGGAGCCUUGUGAUAUCAUGCGGGAGAUUCGCAAGGUGCUCGAUGCCAACAACUGCGACUAUGAACAGCAAGAAAAUUUCUUGCUGCUUUGCGUCCAUGGGGAUGGACAUGCUGAAAACCUGGUCCAAUGGGAGAUGGAAGUUUGCAAGCUGCCCCGCCUCUCCCUGAAUGGAGUCAGAUUUAAAAGGAUAUCCGGAUCAUCCAUCGCUUUCAAAAACAUUGCUUCCAAAGUUGCCAACGAGUUAAAGCUAUGAACAAAAGGGUUUAAAAGUAUACAUAUAUAUAUAUCUAGAAGUAUUUAAGAUGUACAAUCACCCGAGUAACAGUUCCAAAUGUCUCCUUUUUGGCAUAAUCGCUAAAUUACUAAUAUCUCAGUCUAUUCUGGCCAAUGGGCUCGACAUUAACAAGUUGAAUAUUUGUUAUGCUGUGAAUGUGGACAAAAAGAGCAUUUCUAGACUUAUUUAUUUCUUUUUUCCUUCUCUUGGAAAUUGUGUAAUGUUUUGUUUUCAGUGUAAAUAAUCUUUCUUUCAGGACAGCUUCACUGCAAUAUUCUUUUUUUCUUUCUUUUGUAUUUUGUUAAUGUAGAGAUGUUGGAGAGUCUGUAAAUGCCCAAAUGGUUAUGAGGUCACUCCUGUCUCGAUUAAAGUGUCUGUCGACUUGA